Messenger RNA from Passer domesticus (house sparrow), 10037 nucleotides. Its product is annotated as cell cycle control protein 50C-like. NCBI's taxonomy places the organism in Eukaryota, Metazoa, Chordata, Aves, Passeriformes, Passeridae. The record is from RefSeq and is a predicted model, not a curated record. The coding region runs from base 618 to 1646 and encodes 342 amino acids. Gene Ontology annotation, cellular component: Golgi apparatus; plasma membrane; endoplasmic reticulum. The transcript is spliced from 8 exons.
AUUGGAUAUUUUAAAAAUGAGUUGUCCUUCUAUGAUAAAGAACACACAACCUUUUCACAACCUUUAAUUGCAUCUACGUCAAUAGUAAUGAAUGUAAUAGGUUAAGAAAAUUGGUUUGGUCUUCCAAAGCCAUGUUCUCUGUCCAGUGCUGUCUGAGCACCUGCAGUCCUCCCCAGUGGAAUCCAGUGCAAUUGGAGUAGAACUCCUUUCCUUGUAUGCCAUGCCUGUUAGGUGGGCAGCUGUGGAAGUGAAGGGAGAAGAAAUAAUGCAUCUGAAAUUACACAGAAUUUCCAGUAUAGCUGCCAGUAUCCCUGCAAAUGAAUGUCCUAACAAAUCCUAAUGAGCUGUGGAGCAGGAAAAAUAGAUACUAAGUUUUUCUAGGAGGAAUGAACUGGACACCCUGAUCAAAGUACACAAUUACUUGGUUGGUACGAGCUGAUCAUGGGGAUCCAGGCACAAAUACAGAAAACAAGGAAGGAGAGAUCUAGUUAAUAAGUAAUUCCUCACCAUAAUGCAAGUUUGAACAACGAAUACAGUCUCCCAGCAAUAAAGACAGUAUCUCAGCUGAAACACUCUCCAGCACAAGGAUAUUACUCCUUUCUCUCACCAAGAAGAAAAUGAAAAACAAGACAAGUGCUCUUCCCAGAGAAGGAGAAGCCCAGCCUUCCAGGUGUCCAGAUAACAGUGCAUUCAAACAGCAGAGGCUGCCAGCUUGGAAGCCCCAGCUCACCAUUGCAUCUGUGCUCUCCAGCUUCUUUCUGACAGGGGCAUUCUGCCUCACUGUGGGAGUCUGCCUUGUCCUGUCUGCAAACAGCGUCAGAGAAAUACAGAUAGAUUAUUCAGAUAAAUGCUCAAAUUGUUCAAAGCUCCGUGAAAAUUCCUCUAACUGGAAUAAGGAAUGCCACUGUUCUAUUAAUUUCACACUAAAGGAAGAUAUAUUGGGUGAUGUUUUUAUGUACUAUGGUCUGCAAAACUUCUAUCAAAACCACCGUCGAUACGUGAUAUCAAGAAGUGACGCGCAACUGUUGGGCCGAAAUGUAAAUAUCCAGAGGAGCUACUGCGCGCCCUUCAGCACCUACCGGAACGGGACCCCGAUGGCGCCGUGCGGGGCCAUUGCCAACAGCAUGUUCAAUGAUACUAUUGAUCUGUUUUAUAAUUAUAACUCAUCUGUGAUUCAAGUGCCACUGCUGAAGACUGGAAACAGUUGGUGGACAGAUAAAAAUGUGAAAUUCCGCAAUCCUGAAUCAUACAAUCUCUCUUCUGCAUUUGCAGGGACAGCCAGACCUCCUUACUGGCAGAAACCUGUGUAUCUGUUGGACGAGGAAGAUGAGAGGAACAAUGGCUAUGUGAACGAUGACUUCAUUGUCUGGAUGCGAGUGUCGGCCUUCGCGACGUUCAGGAAUCUCUACCGGCGCGUCAGGCGCGUUCGGCGCUUCGCAGAGGGCCUGCCAGCCGGGAAUUACACCUUCCAGAUUUCCUACAAUUUCCCUGUUACCAUAUUCAAGGGGAGGAAGCAUGUGAUUCUUUCAACUGUGGUGUGGAGCGGCGGAAGGAACCCAUUCCUGGGAAUUGCCUACCUGGUUUCUGGCACAGCAGCAAUCCUGACAGGUGCAGCUUCACAGUUAGGAGACAUGGAAAGCAUCUGAGGUUAAGUCUGAAGACGCACAAAAAGGAAUGCCAGGUAAGGAUUUUUGUAACUAUGUGAAUGAAGAUCUGAAAAUAUUUGUGUUUGAACUGCAGAGCUACAGAACUUCAAAACAGUGACUUUGUCAGAUGUAUCUUACCAUGCAAAAUGGAAAGGGGAAAAAAACUUGUUGAAACAGUGUAAAAUUGUACAUGCAGCUCCUCACUGUCAGUCUGCUGGCUCUGGGAUGUUCUGCAUCCAAGAUGCUGAAAAAUGGUGAAGUUUCAUAACUAGUUAUUGUAAAAAAAUCAACCCCUGAAGUGUAAUAGUGUUCCCAUGGGAAAACAGCUUCCUCUCUGCUUGUGCCAACAAAGCCAUUAGUCACUCCACAAUUUAUGAAGGAGGAUUCAGCUGGGAUGCAGUGGAUCAUCUUGGGACUCAUUCUUGCAGGCAGCUGGAUUAGUACUGGAUAUCAUGUGACUGUCUCAUUAUCAUGUGAGUUUAAAAUCUUAUACAGAUGCAAAGAAAUUAAAACUUUUGAAAUAAUCAGUAAUGAUUUCAGUCUUUUGAUGCUGACAAAUUUAGCAUCUGCCACUGUUUGGAGUGAGAAUGCUGCCAGUGGAGGUUUUGGUUUCAAGAGAGACACUUGGUUUAAUAAUCAGCAUUCAUUUCUGUUUGUUUGCUUUAUGCAGAGACCAGUACUUUGUGAUUAUGGUUUCAUCUUCCCCUACUGUGUUGGAAAAAGUGCUAUAAAAUAUGCAUAGAAGCAUAAAUUAUUUGUAUUUUUCUAAGAAAACAUAAUUGACAUACCAUUGGUUAUAAUCUCAUGUUAGGAACUGGAAUUUUGUUAGGAUGUUGGGUCUUUUUCCUUCACAUCAAAGUACUGAAUUUUGAUCCCAUUUAAUUUUGAGAAAAAAAAGGUAACUGUUGAAAGAACAUUGCACAAAGUUGCCUUUAAUACAGAUGGCUUAGGAACUUCGGGGUUUUUUUUCUCUGUUUGGGUAUUUUGUUCUAAAAUUGUCAUUGUAAAACCUGAAGAGAAAAGCAGAGGCUUGUUUGAAGUAUUUUGUCUCAGAGUCUGGAGAAUAUUCUAUUUUUUGUUCUGCAAAUGCAGUCCUGAAUGAAUUCCAAAUAUAUUCCAUCAUAGGUGUUUUACAUAUACAGGUGAGUUUAGACUUUUGUCUGUAUUUUACGAUGCUGUUAUUUCUGGAACAGAAUAUUGGUUUGUGUUCACAAAAGGAGCUAAAAACAAAUCCUGGAUCUCAACAAGGUUCCUGGUAAUCAGAGUUUUCACUGAUGUGUCAGGAGAUUGGACAUCACAAACCAGUUCAGACAGGUGCUGUUUCCAUGUGUGGAUGAGCUCCUGUUCAAGGCACUGCUGCCUGCUGGACUGCAGCGAAUGUAAAUUAUACAUUCCUGAUUCAGUUCCCAUGCAAACUCUGCAGCUUUGUCAGGGGAUCUUCUGUGGGGUGGAGCUUUAAGAUGGAUUUCCCUGGACCUCAACUUACAGUGAGCCCCUAAAGAGAAAGAUUUCUCAAUUUUCAAAAGAAAAUAGAACAGCAUAAAGAGGAGAGAAUUGCAGUUAAGGCAAAACAAAGAAGGACAUAAUAAACCCCACAUGUUCCUGUGGUGUUGGUGUCAGCUCUGUCCUAGCCUUUGAAUGGUAGAAUUUGACCUGUAGAUAAUUGUAAAAGCCCUCUGUUCUUAUUUUUUUCUGAUAAUUUUCCUUUUAGUGUAUGUUGUAUAACAUUCCACGCUAGUUUCAAACUCUUUUACCUGGAUCAAGUCUUCCAGUGAUGUCUGUCCAUUUUCAUCUCUCCUUUAAACCGAGUUUACUGUGAUGGAGCAGACCUGACUUUUAAAUGAGGUUGGUUUCAGUCCCUUUGAAAUAUGAAGGAGUAGAAAAUAUCACUGGCUUUUUUUGUUUAUUUGCAUCAGGCUCUUAAUGACUUUCUUUAUUGCCUAAUAGAGGUAAUGUGAGGAAUUUGUCUGUCUUUUGAUCCUACGAAACACACAUUUAACAUACUCUCUGCUCUGUCUUCUUUGUAGCCAUUCCUCACUUGCUCCUAAUAAUUGCUAUGGAAAUUUAUUUUUGUCUCUUCAGUUCACGAGAGACAAAGCAGAUAGCUCUUCAAGACUUUGGCAGCUAAGGAAUGUUACUCCAUAAUUGACACAAGGUUUACCUUUAAACUGUUCCCUCUAAGACACUACAAACCUCCACUGAAAACGGGACUGCAAAAUUUUGGCAGGUCAGGGAAUGCAACCAACUUCCAAAAACCAUUAAUGGGGACAUAUGUGUUGGGAUAGUUGUUCCACUGCACUCCUCUCCUGCCUGCCUCCACCUGCCUUCCUUCCCCGAGCAGAUUCACGAGAAGCCUUGACAGAGGCUACACUUCAGUGCUUUGCUGACAUUGAUGGCAAUUAAGUUUUGACAAAUCCUUUUUGUUAUCCUAUCAUGAAGGAAUUGAUGCUUUCUGUAUUGUCUAUGAGUCAAUGAAAAACCAGAGGCUGUUUUUAAUCAAAAAAACCCAAAAGCAGAUGGCCAGGUGAGGGAAACCCAGCUGAGUGCUCCCCACUGCAGAGCAGCAGAGAGAAUUCCUCUAUGAACCUUCCAUUCUUCUCUAGCUGGUCAGGUAUUUUGGAGAACAUGCACAGGACUAAAGACAGAAGCUUGUAUUUAUCUUCCUGUAGAUUGGCUGCAGUGCAGCCAGCUGAGCUCUUCUCAGAGGGGGAUGUGUUUCAAUUAAUUAUUUUUCCUCCCCUCUGCAAGCAUUUGGUGUCUUGGUCAUCAGAAAGUUGGGAAAAAGCCAUGUAUUUCUUUGUGAGCAGGCUUCAGUGAAGCAAGUAUAGGAAGAGUACAAAGAAGUUAUACAUGCCUAAGAGAGGAUUUAGAAUUUCUUCAACAUGUGAAAAAUCACUCCCAGCUUAGGUAUUUUAGGUAAGUGUAUUCAUUAUGCUGAAGGAUGAGGAACACCACAAAUCUUGCCCUGCCCAGAAGAUGAGCAAAACAUGAGAGACUUUUCAAUGCUUAGAAGUGCCUCCUUAUCAGAAACAAGGUUCUAAUCUUUGAUAUUCUUUCAGCAGAGAGGCAGCUUCUCACCUUAACUGCAGGUGACUUUAUUGGAUGAUCCAGUGCCUUCUUAUCCCACAUUCACAGCUGGGUGAUUGUGUGAUUUUUGAUGGAGGGGAAAAAAAAAUCACAAUUACUGAAGGUACAGCAGUAUAGACCCUAUCUGUGAAUCUACUUUUGAGAGGUUAUAAAGGGAAGAUGUAGAAGGGUUUGAAACAGAUAUAUUUCUGUUACUUCUGAAAGAGUAUUUUAAUCACCCAUGCCUUUGUAUCAGCUGGUUUAGAUGUUCCUUAUAUAUACAGCAUUGGUUCCAUGCCUGCCUAGCUCUGUUACUUUAAUGCAACUGCACCACAAAAUGCUAAUGCUGCAAAGAAAAAGUAUGUUAAAACCAACAAACAGGUCAAGAGGAAUUCAUAAAGCAAAAUGACAUUUCAACCAUAUACGUCAUUUAAUAAAAGUCAUUGUUUUAAUUACCUCAUGGUAUAUAAAUAGAACUUCAAUUAGAAAAAUGUAUUAAAAGUGAUAUGCUAUAAAUGAUAAAUCAUAAAUAAUAGGGCAACCUAUAAACCAAUUGCCAAACUCAGAGAGAAAUGUCAAUGAAUUAAUAUAUACUUGUGAUGGCUUAAACUCAUAAUUACAGACCUAGAUACUUUCUUAAAGAAAAAAAUAAAAGGAUAUUUUUCCUGUGGUGAUACAUAUUGUCUGAUUCUUUACAACCCUACUAUUUAUUAUGUGGAAUAGUCCUAUUAUCUUCAAAUUUUUCAGAGCUCUACUUGCAUACCAAUGAAGUCGUCUGCUUCUUUCAUUACAAAGUUUUACUGUAUCUUGAUUAGUAAUCACUAAUCUAUAAUAAUCACUCACUAUUGGAGUGAUUAUUCUGUGAUUUUUUUUUUUCCUACUAAUACUGUUUUUUUUAGCCUUCUGACUUCAGAAUUCAAAGACCAAGGUAUGAAAUACCUUGAGGUAUAUGCUCAUGGGACACGAUGACUUUUACACUUUCUUUUGGCAUCCCCUGCUGGUGUACAGCUGUGAAGACUGCUCCAUGACACUGAAGAUCUCAAAACAGCUCCUAUGCUUCUUUGGCCAAAUCCUUUUGAGUGUUAAUAACAGCUGAAGAAAUGGCAGGUUAAUGGGAGAAUAUUUCUAUUCUCUUCAGGCAACAUAAUUUCUUAAUUGCUUCAAUGUUUAAUUGCUUUAAUUCAUAAUUGCUUCAAUGAAUAUACCGUCUCCUUAAACAGAACAUCUAAUUACACUACUUUGCUUGUUUCACAUUGUUUAUUUUAUCUCUUUAUUAUGAUUUGGUUUAGGUUUUGCGGUUUUUUAAAUCUUAAUAAUCUGCAUAACAAUUCCAACUCUGUUCCUUGAGGACUGGAAAUAAUUUUUCCAUUAUUAUUAUUAGUAAUAAAAACUUUCUUUUUCCAAAAAGAGUGGAAAAGCAUUAGUGACAUUAACAUCUUUCUAUUUGUUGUAGCUGCAGUGUUUCCUUAUGUAGAAACCUUCAAUCUCACUUUAGGCACCUGGCAUAUCUGGAAAUAUCAUCAAACCAGGCUCCCUAGAAGAAUCAAAGGAGACAAAUUGGCAUAUCAAACAAAGGGGGGAUUCUCUGUUAGCUAUAGAAGUAUUGGGCAGCUGCACUUUUAGAGAAAAUUUUUUUAGGACACCAAGCAUAGACUGUUUUCUCACCAUUCUCAAGCAUGCUCAUGGGAAUUUUGUCAAGAAAGGACCUCAGAAAUGGACACCCCCUGUCUGGUCUAUGAUCACAGGGUGUGCACAUGAAUGGCAGCUGAAGGAUCUUUCUGUGGAUACUUACUAAGAAUAGAAAAUAAAUCAUUUUUAAUAGAAAUCAAAGAUACUGCUGAAAGCUGAUGUUGAUCAAUGACACUGUCCAAAUGACAAAUGAUUUCUAAUUGCAGAUUUUGCUCAUUCUUUGAAUGCUCAUUAAUCUCUAGUGAGUAUAAGAUGGGAGCAUAUAUUGCUAAAUAUUAAUACUUCCCAUUAAUCUUUAAGAUGCAGUUAUGAUUUUCAGUUAGAUGGAAUAAUAUUAUCAUCUGUGUCCUGUCAGGUUAUCUAUUGGACAGAACUAAUCUCUUCCUUUUUUGAUAGACUUCUUUGACUCUUCACUCAUGCAUAUCUUUUCUUUUUUUUUUUUUUUAAUCAAAAUCUGUGAUUUCUUUAAAGAUAAAGUUCACUGAUAUUUAAAUAAACAUAAAAAUCCCUAUUAUCGAACCUUCCUCUCUGGUUGUUUGGGGUUUUUUUAACUGUAGGUUAUUAGUAUAUUUCUAGAGUUAUUGACUAGAAUAUGCCUUUUCUGGUGAUGGGAUUUAUGAAGCAUAAACAGCUGAGUGACUUGCUAAAUAGGUAAUACCUGCCUGGAGCACAGAGUCUUCGUUCCCAAGUGCAUAUUUUAAUUUUAUACAAUCUACUUUCUUCCAGGUGUAGACUAUAAACCAAGAGGAUUUAAUUUCAUAUCUAAUGAACAUAUUUGCCAUGCACCUUAACAUUCAAAACAAAAGUCUUGAAUGUGUGCCUUUAUAUUUAAGUAAGGGAUAGUGCUGACACCAGUGACAUUAAGAAACAUCUGCAAGAUGCUGAGGCUAUUUCUGUGUGUAUAAGUAGCACUGGGACAGGAAGAAGGUUUGCCAUUAUUCAUGCUGAAUUGCCAGCACCAUCUACAACAUUGCUUUCUGCAUGCCAGCUCUUUCCCAGGAAGAAUCUAGGCUUGGGCAGCACAUCCCCCCAGGCAGUACAGAAGAACAAACCCUGUGUGGUGAUGAGAGAGUUUCAGCAAGAGCACACAAGAAGGCUUUGCCACCUAAGCCUGAGAUCAAAGAAGCAUCCCUUGCAGAAAAUAACAGGUAACUGCAUCAAAAUUGAUUUCUUUAGAACUGCUGUAUCUUUAACCAUCAAUCAAUGCGUUUGUCUGUAGAGUUAUCUUACUUCCCACAGUUCUUAGAUUGCACUGAAAUAAAUUUCCUUGAAUUUCAGAGGGUCAAGCAUUUCAUUCCAUCUGUAGGGCAAACUGUACUGCCAGGUACAGAGCAGUGUUUACACUGGACCCAAACCUUGUUCUUUUCGAAACUUUUAUGGAAAUCUGAUGCAUCCCUUCUUGAUAUUUAGAAUAUUCUCUGUAAGUCAUGAAAUAAUACCAUAUGGUAUCAAGUGUUACUUAAUUUCAGACAUAAUGAAGGAGAAAAUGAAGUUUCUACUUUUCAUCUUAAAGUGCAUCUGACCUGGUUGCCAUGCUGUUUCAAUGGUUUUGUCUAUGUCAUUUGGUUGAACAUUUUUGUCCAUGUGAAAUAACAUCUUUUUUAUUAUCUUUAAAGGUUCAUUUUAGGCCAAACCACACUAUCUAUACAAUUUCUCUUCAGAACAUAGACCACUCUUUCACUCUAGUAUAGAACAAAUACAAGAAGAAGUUAUUUUUCUCCUUUUUGUUAUAGAAAAAAUAGAUGGUUGGAGUUUCAGCCUCUCAAGAUAUGGAAAAGUAUUGAACUGACAUCAUCAUCUAUUUCAUUGAAUAGUAGUUUCUGUGAAUACAAAUACUGCACUGCAGUUUGCCAAAACAUUUGGCAAGAAUUUUUGAGUUUAGGUUUUAUCUCUCCAUAAAGGUAAAAUCAGUUCAAAUCUUUUGUCCUGCUUCAGGGUAACAGUCAUUCAGCUGAAGGGUAAGGUUUCCCAAAAAGCAUAGAUUCAUUCCAGCUGCCUUUUUUUUGCUCUUACUACUUCCCUUAUGGUAAACAAACAGCUAGUAUCAGAAAUCAAAAUCUGAUUUGUUCUGGGGAAAAAACCUUACAUGUACAUAAUAAACAAUAAUGAUACAACUAUUUCUUACAAAUCCAUCACUUAUGACUCAUACAAUUAAUAGGAAAUAAUCCCAUAUUUAAUGUUCAUAAAACAGAUAUUUAUAAAAUUAAUUAAAUAGAAAUAAAUAGGAUUUUGUUUGUUAACUCAAUACAAUAUUCAAAGCUACAAAGUGAAACUCGAAGGUUUCCUGUGGGUUUCUGUUCCUCUUCUCCCAGACUCAAGGAAAGACUCUAUUCCACAGGUGUAUUCUAGAUGUGGAAAGAAAAUCUUAGAAAUGGUGGCUUAAAUAGUUCUAACACUUCUUAACAGUUUAAUGCUGGCUGCCUACCUGCUACAAUCCUUUGAUUUCUGGCUCUCCAUUCCUUUCAUUCCUUUCAUUCUGAACAUCACAAAGAUACCGUGCCACCAUUUAUAACGCAACAAGGGUAGGACAUUUACAACAUGUCCUCAGUAACAAGAACACCACAUAGUUCAUAGAGUCUGAGAUAGAGUCAAGUAACAAAAUGCAGUUCAAGACUUUUUGCCAGAAAAAUAGGAUCAAAUUCAAAGAUGCAGUUUUUAAAAUUCCCAAUGCCUAAUGUCAAGCAGGCAUCAGCAUUUUAAGUUUUUUUUGGGUUUUGGGUUUUUUCUCUGAAGAGAAAUGUCUGUAUAGUACAUCCUAGCUGUCUCUCAUGGGCCAGAGAAAUUACUAAAUAACUAAGUCUUCAGGUUAUGUGUGUCUUUCAGUCUUAAAAAACACACAAAAGGGCUCAAAAAAUGUCCUGAAGAUUUUAUUAAUAAGAUCAGCAGAGUAGAGUGGGGGAAAAAACCACACAGGGUAAGUUCAUGGUUUUAGUUUUUUAGUUUUAAUAUCAUCUUUCUUAAAUGCACAUGUCAGCCACUGCAUUGUGGCAAGGGUGUAGAGCCAGCAUUGUGUUUUUGGCCCUGAUAUUGAAACUUCUGCCUAUUCAACUGUACUAUGCUGAAUGUCAAAACCCAGCUUAGCUUUUUGUCCCCUUAAAAAAAAUAUUUUUAAGAUUUUCUUUUUUUUUCAUUAGAAUAUAGUGAUAGGGAAGAAAUUUUAUUCCUGUUUCAGUUUAAGAAGAGGUGAGUUCAUCUAUUUCUGUAUUAGAAUAUAUUCAUUACAUAAAUACAACAGAAUAUGAGAUCUAGACAGAAAAGAUCAAUCUCACACUUUUUAAUUUUACAAAUGUUAGUUGAACAGUGAUUGGAUUUUUUUUAUUUAUUCACUAAAAUUAGCAAAAUUUGCUAAUUUUGGAUAAAAAAACACAGCACUUUAUUUAAAUGCAAGAUCUACUUACUAUAUUGUAAACUCUUCACAUGGUGUUUAAUAAAAAAAACAACUGAAAUUGCUGAGAACUUUUUCCAAUACGCUUUUUAAAAAUCUGAUUGUCAGCAGGAAAUAUCUGCAGUGCAGAUAUAAUUAUCUUUUCUCACAUUUGUGACACUUGCAGAGACUUGUUCAUACUCAUGCCACUGUGACUCAACAGGAACUGACUCAGUACAAUCCAUGUAUCCUUCAAAGACUGAAAGCAUGCU